AUGGCCAACAACCUCCUCGAGAACUUAUUGGCCCAACUGUCCCAGGUUAGCCUUCAGUCCUCGCGUUUGACGCUAUCAUGUGAUUAUCCGCGAUGGGAAGCCCGCAUGCGUGAUUACCUCGAAGGAGUGGAUGAGGCGUCCCAGACCCGAACGAUUCUGGCCCAACUAGAGGACGAUGUCUACGACCUUGCCCGUGCCGCUGGUGCCUCGUCGACUCAAUCUGUGGAGGACCUCUUCAAAACCUUAAGCGGUGUUCUGCGCCAGGCCAACCCUUCGUGGAUCCUCAUCUCUGAGUUCCGCCAGCAACUUCAAGGACCCCUGGAGAGCGUCCUUCAAUACCAAGAGGCUCUCCGUCUUCUGGGCAAACAGGCCUAUCCACAGUUGGACCUGAACUCCUUGAACUAUAUGGUCAUGGAGCAGUUUGUCAACGGCCUAUCAGACCCUGAGGUCCGGAAAGCAUAUCCGCGACUGGCCCACCCCGGGAAAUGUGACGGAACUUCGUAG
Dibothriocephalus latus is the source of this 504-nucleotide messenger RNA. Lineage: Eukaryota; Metazoa; Platyhelminthes; Cestoda; Diphyllobothriidea; Diphyllobothriidae. The record is from the annotation of a GenBank genome assembly.